Molecule: messenger RNA, 1246 nt
Organism: Nelumbo nucifera (sacred lotus)
Lineage: Eukaryota; Viridiplantae; Streptophyta; Magnoliopsida; Proteales; Nelumbonaceae
Product: NAC domain-containing protein 6-like
Biological process (GO): regulation of DNA-templated transcription
Molecular function (GO): DNA binding
Source: RefSeq, a predicted model, not a curated record
UGAGGCUGGUGAGUUGAUGAGUGGCAGCGUUAACCUUAACAUCCAUCCAAAGAGUAAAGAAAUAUUUAUGAUUAGAAUUUAGAAGAGAAGAGAGCCCAGCCCAUUAACAUAAUUUAGCUGAAGUAGUCCUCCGGUCGUCUUGUGUUGAUGCCCUAGGCUCCUUCUUCCUCAAUCCUCAUGGAUAAUCAUCAACCAACAACAACAACACCCGAUUACCAGCUCCCAGGGUUCCGAUUCCAUCCCACAGAAGAAGAGCUUCUCGAUUUUUACCUCAGAAAGAUGGUUUUUGGGAAAAAUCUCCAUUUCGACAUUAUCGGUUUCCUCAACAUAUACCAUUACGAUCCUUGGGAUUUGCCAGGAUUAGCUAAGAUUGGAGAAAGGGAGUGGUACUUCUUUGUGCCCAGAGACAAAAAGCCUGGAAAUGGGGGAAGGCCUCACCGCACCACGGAGCACGGAUUUUGGAAGGCCACCGGUUCCGACCGUCCCAUACGCAGUCUGUCGGACCCCAAGAGGAUCAUUGGGCUCAAGAAGACUCUCGUCUUUUACAUGGGAAGAGCGCCACGUGGGUCCAAGACCGAUUGGGUCAUGAACGAGUACCGCAUGCCUGAAGCCUCCACCCUACCUAAGGAAAACAUAGUGCUUUGCAAAAUCUAUCGGAAGGCCACGUCGUUGAAGGUGCUGGAGCAAAGAGCGGCAAUGGAAGAAGAUAGCAAGCCAUCUAUCUUGGUUUCUCCUUCUCCUUGUGCAGCAAUGGAGGAGGAUUUCACAUUGCACGAGUCUCAAGAGAACCUCUCACCCGCAUCAACACUACCCGUAAUGCAACACAUACUUGUCAAGAUUGGAGGAGAAGAAGAGCAUCAGAAAAAACAUGACAAAGAAGAAGUGUACAGCAAGGAAAAUGCUUCUUCUACCUUGCCUCGAGAAGGCCUCAGAUUGGCAAGGGAACUGCCAGAGCUACAACUGCCUAGGCCCAGUACCUUGCUGGAUUGGACACAGGACCCACUCUGGACCCAACUACGUAGCCCUUGGCUAGACAACUGGAUUCCUUACGCCAACGUACUCAACUUCUGAAAUAGGAUAGUUACUACUUGUAGACAUCAUAUAUAUGAUCUGCUGCUCAGACUGUAAUCUGUAGAUAUUUCCCACUUCCGUCUUUUAAUUUAUUACUAUUGCGUGUAGUAAGGCCCUCAAGCCUACUUGUUUGGUAAGUUGAGAUUGAGGGUUUCUUUCACACAAUUUGUGUCUU